UUUAUUGUUUAAAGAGUCCGCCAGUUAGUAACAUUUCUACCCAGUGUACCCGAUUUCUUACACUGCGUGCAGUUAAAAAUUACAAAGGUUCAAAGGUCGACUUUUCUUCAUGUGAAUAAAAGAUGUUUCCUGGCACUUUUGAACUGCUAGAAUCGUUCGUAUGAUCUCUUUCUCUAAAUAUUUAUUGACGGCCGUUCCCUAUACUGUUCAUGUUCAUUGACUCAGACAUUCAUCUGCUUACUCCCUUUCAUUUAAAACAAGCUUCACAUCCUGAAAAUUUCACCCUAUGGACGGAGUUGCUUUGUAUCACUUUAAAAAACAAGCGUCACACAAAUAGAAACUCAAGUGUGAGUUCAGUGAAUCUAAAUAUCCAGAAUCUGUCAAUGAAUUUCAAUUAACAAGAGUGAAGCUGUGAUGAGGAGUCUUCAUGCGGCAGACGUUUUUACACUCUGCGCAAGGAUUUUA
Messenger RNA from Trichobilharzia regenti, 465 nucleotides. NCBI's taxonomy places the organism in Eukaryota, Metazoa, Platyhelminthes, Trematoda, Strigeidida, Schistosomatidae. The record is from the annotation of a GenBank genome assembly.